AUGAGUGCCUCUUCAAGAAUCGUCCGCAAUGCGGCGCAAACAUCAUCUCUCAUGACUAGUGCUCGUGCCUUUCCUCGAACCGGUCCUUCCUCCGCAUACACCGCAUACCUCCGUCGCAAUACUCGAAACUUGCCAACGCACAUUCCCGCCCUGGCUAUUUUGAUUCCUCGCCGUGGAGUUUCGACCGAUACACAUACUUCAAGCGGGCCUCCCGCCGGGCCUCCGCCAGGGUUCAAUGCCGAACAAGCCAAGAAGCCUCUCAAGGACAAUAACGUCAUCAAGGCGCCCUCCAAGGAGGCCGCAAAAUUGGGCGAGAAGCCGGGGAUAGGAUUGACUCCUAACGAUGGACCCACGGCGGUUCCCAAAACAGAUGCUACGGAGGCGGUGUCAUUGUCAGAGCUAGCUGGGGCAAAGGAGAAGGGAGUUAAGAAGAAGGAGGAGAAGAAAUUGACCCUGAUGCAAAAAGUCAAAAAGGAGGUGUUGCAUUACUGGGACGGGACCAAGUUGCUGGCAACCGAAGUCAGGAUUAGUACUCGACUGGCCGCGAAGAUGAUGGCGGGCUACGAACUCAGCCGGAGAGAACAUCGGCAACUACAGCGGACGGUGCAAGACAUUGGCCGGCUGGUCCCGUUCUCGGUUUUCAUCCUCGUGCCCUUCGCCGAGCUGCUUCUCCCCGUUGCCCUGAAAUUAUUCCCCAAUCUCCUCCCCAGCACGUAUGAGGGGCAGAAAUCGAAGGAUACAAAAGCGACAAACCUCAGGGCUACCAGAAAGGAGGUUAGCAGCUUCCUCCGCGACACUCUGAAAGAGACCGGCCUUCCGUUAAGCCCUGCCAACGCGCAAAAGGAGGAGUUUGCCGAGUUCUUCCGGAAGGUCCGUUCCACUGGAGAAACACCUACACCGUCGGAUGUUAUCAAGGUCUGCAAGAUCUUCAAAGAUGAUUUGACCUUGGACAAUCUGUCUAGACCACAACUUGUUGGGAUGUGCAGAUAUAUGAACCUCAAUACCUUCGGCACCGAUAUGAUGCUUCGGUACCAAGUUCGUCAUCGCAUGAGACAGAUCAAGCGCGACGAUCGUGCUAUCAGUUACGAGGGUGUCGACAGCUUAUCAGUUCCAGAGCUUCAAGUCGCCUGCCAAAGCCGCGGUAUUCGGAGUCACGGCGUUUCGCCCGGUGCACUCCGGGAUGAACUGCAAUCUUGGCUAGAUCUCCGUCUCAAAUACGGCGUGCCUUCCACACUCUUGGUAUUGAGCAAUGCGUUCAUGUAUGCCCAGCAAGGUGUGGAGACCGACGAGUUCAACACGCAAAUCGAUGCACUCACGGGCGUCCUAUCCUCCAUCCCAGAGGAGCUCUUCCACGAGAUCGAGCUUGAGGUCCACAAUGCCGAGGGCGCUGCAACCAAUAAGCAACGUCUCGAAGUCCUCAAGGAGCAGCAAGACCUCAUCGAGGAGGAGAACGAGCAAGACGAAGAGAACAAGGAAACGGGCAGAGCUACCCCCCGUGACGACGAGGAUAUUGAUGACAAGGAGGAGCACAGAAUCGAAGCUGGAGCCAACGAGGCUUCAGCUGACAAACAAGUCAAUGAAUCUGUUGAAGCCAGCAAGGAGGGCGAGGAGCUCCAGCGGGAGGAGGCGGAAGGUACUAAGAAAGAGGCGGACCAGAAGUCCUCUUCGUAA
Venustampulla echinocandica is the source of this 1671-nucleotide messenger RNA. Its product is annotated as LETM1-domain-containing protein. Gene Ontology annotation, biological process: intracellular monoatomic cation homeostasis. Gene Ontology annotation, cellular component: mitochondrial inner membrane. Bases 1 to 1671 code for a protein of 556 amino acids. Lineage: Eukaryota; Fungi; Ascomycota; Leotiomycetes; Helotiales; Pleuroascaceae. The record is from RefSeq and is a predicted model, not a curated record. The transcript has 2 exons. Gene Ontology annotation, molecular function: ribosome binding.